AUGUCUGUGCCAGUUCCUGCACCGAGCCGACGCCAGGCUCUCAGCGUGAGAAUUGGUGUCACGUUCAUCAGCAACGGCCCCGACACCCACAUCAUCGUACCCGACACUUUGAGCGAGGAUUUCGUGAGAAGAAUGGCAAACAAUCUCAGCGCCCGCUCCCAGCAGCCUGUCAAGGUAUUUCAUGAUGCUGGCAGCGAGACUUUCCGCGUGUGCCCGUGGCGCCCCGGAAACGCUCUGGAUCCUGCGCUGUACGGCGUUUUACGUUUCGAGUGCAACGCCAUUCGCCUGCAGACCACGUACCCACGAGACAACCGGGCUCAAGCCCUCUACACCCUCUAUCACUCUGCGGAGUUGCGGGAGGAAGAGCCACAUUUGUGCGAGGAGGAGAUCGCACUCCUUGUCCGAACCAUGUGGGAAGCUGAGCCUUUGGGGGAACAGCAGCUUUGGGAAUACUGGGCCUGGGAGGAAAGAUGCGACCUCCAUCGUCGACUUAUCGGCCUCUGA
Molecule: messenger RNA, 504 nt
Organism: Purpureocillium takamizusanense
Lineage: Eukaryota; Fungi; Ascomycota; Sordariomycetes; Hypocreales; Ophiocordycipitaceae
Exons: 4
Coding region: 1-504 (167 amino acids)
Source: RefSeq, a predicted model, not a curated record